CUUGGAACCUUGAGGAAAAAAAAAACAGAGAGAGAGAGAGAGUUAUAACUCCCUCGGAAAGAAGUUACUCCCCAAUUCCAAAUCUCUUGAAUAAAAAAAAAAAAGAUUAUGGGUAAUAUUAUUCCCUCUCAAUCCAGUAUGAUAAUCUUCAUCUUGGCCUUCAUAUCUCUUCCAAUAUUAUUACAUUCCAUACCCUUCAUAGUACUCCAUGGCAUUAGUGAUCAGUGCACCAGCAAAGGAGUUAAUCAAUUCACCGAGCAACUUCUCCAAUUUUCUGGUGCUGAAGGAUUUUGCAUAGAAGUUGGGAAUGGAGCAUGGGAUUCUUGGUUUCUGCCACUUGAGCAACAGACUGAAAUUGUUUGCAACAAGGUUAAGGAAAUGAAAGAACUGAGCAAGGGCUAUAACAUAGUUGGUCUCUCCCAAGGUAAUCUGAUAGGUCGAGGCAUUUUGGAGUUUUGUGAUGGUGGACCACCUGUAAAGAACUUUGUCUCUUUGGCUGGACCACAUGCUGGUACGGCUUCUGUUCCUCUUUGCGGUUCUAGUGUGUUUUGCAUAAUCGCAGACACACUAAUCAAGUCAGAGAUCUACAGCGACUUUAUUCAAGAUCAUUUGGCUCCCAGUGGUUACCUUAAAUUACCAAAUGCUAUUCCCGACUAUUUAGAGCAUUGCAAGUUUCUUCCAAAGCUUAACAACGAAAUCCCUGAAAAAAGAAACUCCACGUACAAGGAACGGUUCAGUAGCUUACAGAACUUGGUGCUCAUCAUGUUUGAGCAUGACACCGUGUUGAUACCGAAGGAAACUUCCUGGUUUGGAUAUUACCCGGAUGGAGCCUACAACCCAAUCUUACCUCCACAACAGACAAAGCUUUACAUUGAGGACUGGAUUGGAUUGAAAGCCUUGGAUGAAGCUGGAAGGGUCAAGUACAUUGCAGUUCCGGGGAAUCACCUCGGAAUCUCCAAGAGCGACAUGAAGAAACAUGUUGUGCCAUACUUGGUAGAUUCUACGGAGAAUGGCAAGAUUAACGGUGGAGAUGUUGGCGUGUAUGGAGCUCAUCAAAGAGAUUCAGAACAUGGAAAGAGACAGAAAGUAGUGCCAGAAGUUGAGGAGAAACUGUCAUCCAGUGUGGUACUUGAAGGAUCAUCUUCUUAUGACUGCCCCCAACAAUCAAGAGUUUCAUCGGUGAACUACUUGGGUUUGCGGGGCAUUUGAGUCAUGACCUAUAAAGAGUUAUUUUUUACAGUAAGAUACAUUUAUAAUCUAUUCCUAGUGAGUUUAAGUUAUCAUGCUUGCAGUCUCCAACAAUUAUUCUAAUAAUUACAUAUCCAAUUUGACCUAUGGACGAAUACGCAAGCAUACGUUUCAUGCUUGUUUGAGUAAUAGCAAUGAGAUUCCCUAAUGUCAUGCUAAGAAUAGC
Molecule: messenger RNA, 1414 nt
Organism: Morus notabilis
Lineage: Eukaryota; Viridiplantae; Streptophyta; Magnoliopsida; Rosales; Moraceae
Product: palmitoyl-protein thioesterase 1
Exons: 12
Coding region: 109-1209 (366 amino acids)
Cellular component (GO): intracellular membrane-bounded organelle
Molecular function (GO): thiolester hydrolase activity
Source: RefSeq, a predicted model, not a curated record